Molecule: messenger RNA, 1281 nt
Organism: Jaminaea rosea
Lineage: Eukaryota; Fungi; Basidiomycota; Exobasidiomycetes; Microstromatales
Product: putative RPL3-60s ribosomal protein l3
Exons: 2
Coding region: 28-1221 (397 amino acids)
Biological process (GO): translation; ribosomal large subunit assembly
Cellular component (GO): cytosolic large ribosomal subunit; ribosome
Molecular function (GO): structural constituent of ribosome; RNA binding
Source: RefSeq, a predicted model, not a curated record
GAUCCGUCCCCCGUUACACCCCUCAAGAUGUCUCACUGCAAGUUUGAGCACCCUCGUCACGGGUCGCUGGGUUUCCUGCCCCGUAAGCGUGCCGCUCGUCACCGCGGAAAGUGCAAGGCUUUCCCCAAGGAUGACCCCAAGAAGCCCGUCCACCUCACUGCUCUCCUUGGCUACAAGGCCGGCAUGACCCACGUCGUCCGCGACCUCGAGAAGCCCGGAUCUAAGAUGCACAAGCGUGAGAUUGUCGAGGCCGUUACCGUCGUCGAGACUCCCCCCAUGGUUGUCGUCGGUGUCGUCGGCUACGUCGAGACCCCCCGCGGCCUCCGAUCCCUCACCACCGUCUGGGCCGAGCACCUCUCGGACGAGGUCAAGCGUCGCUUCUACAAGAACUGGUACCGCUCCAAGAAGAAGGCUUUCACCAAGUACGCCAAGAAGCACUCGGAGAACGGCGGCCAGGGCAUCGCCCGCGAGCUCGAGCGUAUCCGCAAGUACUGCACCGUCGUCCGUGUCCUUGCCCACACUCAGAUCCGCAAGACGGGCCUCAAGCAGAAGAAGGCGCACCUCAUGGAGAUCCAGGUCAACGGUGGCUCCGUCGCCGACAAGGUCGACUUCGCCAAGAACCACUUCGAGAAGACUGUCGACGCCCAGUCCGUCUUCACCCCCGACGAGUCCAUCGAUGUCAUCGGUGUCACCAAGGGUCACGGUUACGAGGGUGUCACCGCUCGUUGGGGCACCAAGAAGCUGCCUCGCAAGACGCACCGUGGUCUCCGUAAGAUCGCCUGUGUCGGUGCUUGGCACCCUGCCUCGAUCCGCUACACCGUGCCCCGUGCCGGUCAGGACGGAUACCACCACCGUACCGAGCUCAACAAGAAGAUCUACCGCAUUGGCAAUGGCUCGUCGGAGACUUCGGGCUCGACUGACACGGACAUCACCAAGAAGACGAUUAACCCCAUGGGCGGCUUCCCCCACUACGGUAUCGUCAACAACGACUUCAUCCUCCUCAAGGGUUGCGUCGUUGGUACCAAGAAGCGUGUCUUGACCCUCCGCAAGUCCCUCUCUCCUCCCACCACCCGCUCGGCCCUCGAGAAGGCUUCGGGCUCGCUCAAGUUCAUCGACACUUCGUCCAAGUUCGGUCACGGUAUCUUCCAGACCCGCGAGGAGAAGGUCGCCUUCGAGGGUGCUCGCAAGAUCCGCGUCCUCCCCACGACUACCACCUCGUAAAUGUUUGGGACGUCAGCGUGGUAUGCCCACCGCCUUGCUUCCUCUCUUUUCUCUCUCACC